AUGUUGGCAGGCACGGUCUCCGGUGUCUUGUUCGUGCUCGUGCUGAUUCUUGAUUUCCUGCCUCCCGGAUUUCGGCGUGAAACUCCCCAGAAUGGGAAGAUGAACGCCUUUCUAUCUCGACCACCACGUCAAAUCUUGGCCAAAUGGAAGGAUGAGGAAGCUGAGAUAAAGGGGAUGGAAGAGCCAAGACAAGAAUCGCCAAAGCCACGGAUAAUAAGCGAUUUCAAAUGGAAGUUGAAUGGCAAUGUAUCUUUGGCACCGUUUCUCAGAGGGCGAGAAGUCGUGCGGUUGCCCUUGACAACGAAAAUGACGUUUUGUGUACAAGGUAUUUGUGGAAUGCGCGUUGAAGACUUGAAGUCGAGAAGGCUUGUGCAGAGUGCAAGAGGACUUAUGCUGUAUGGGAAGCGGACGCGAGCCAUCUACGACCCACGAGCAGCAUUCUCCAGCCCAGAAGCCCAAACGAAUGCCCCCAACUCUUCCAAUGUCGAGCAACCUACGCCUGUCGCGGCCAAGAAGAGAGGCCGGAGUACAAUCGCAUUAGAUCAUGAAGUGAUACCGCGAAGAUCACCGCCAAAGGCUCUGGGAGAGAAACAGGUCAACUCGGUCGUGCUACCGCUUGAGGCCAUAAAUGCAGCCAAGGAAACUCGGACGAAGAAACCAGGGAUACAGAGGCAAGGAGCGCAUGUUCAGAAGCACAAGAUCGGCCAAGAUGGAAACGCCGCUUCUCAGAGACAACACACGACAUUCGAUGAUCGUGGCCAUCCGCGGCCAUGUCGGAACUCACGAGCCAGGCGAAGGGCUCAGCGUGCGCAACACGACGAACAUGGCGAGGCUGUUCCAGAGCCUAUCUCUCGCCCCACGAGACGCCAGCAUAUAUUCUUCGACGAUGAGCAUUUGCCAAAGCAGGAAGAGGCUUUGCAGACGACAGAAGGCGUAGCAAAUGCUGGAAGGCCUGACCCGGCACUACUGCCAUCGGUCGACAACAUAUGCGAAAAGGCGGUGGACACCCAACACGUGGCGAUGGCAGAGCAAGAUAAUCACGAGUUUGAAGAGGAAUCCGGGAGCUGUAGAGCUGAGACAUGUCCAUAUCAGCAGCAUUGCUCGGAAAUACUAGACCUAUCGGCACAUCCUCUGACGUGCUUCGAUACCUGGUCAUCUGAGUUGUCGGAGCACUUCGCAGUCACCAAGAUUGCAGAAGCUUCAUUUGGCGAAGUCUAUCGUCUGUCACUGUUGGAGGACAUCACCGACUUCUGCAACACGGACGAAUCUGUUUUCAAAGUCAUACCUCUGCAGAGACCCGAGACUACAUUACCCCUCGAUAAACGAAAACGAAAGGCGGCACUACUUAAGAACGAAGACAUGUCGAAUCCGUCGGAUGUUGCGACAGAAGUCCGAGUGCUCCAGAGAAUGAGCACUAUACCGGGCUUCACCAAUUUCCGAGAUGUUCGAAUACUGAAGGGCCGACCUCCACCAGCAUUCAUCGACGCUUUCAAGACAUGGAACACCAGCCAGAAGUCCAGGGGCAAGGACUUAUCACACUUCCCCGACCCAGGCAAGAAGUCCAGCUAUGUAGAUGAUCAACUCUGGGCCGUGAUCGAAAUGCAAGACGCAGGUUCUGACCUCGAACGUCUGAUUGAACAAGGGACCUGCACCUCCAUAUGGAUAGUCUGGGACAUCUUUUGGCAAACUGUCCUCUCGAUAGCCAAAGGCGAAGAAGGCGCAGAAUUCGAGCAUCGAGAUCUCCACGCCGGGAAUAUCUGCAUUCGCUCAACAUCUCUGCCCGAAAACAUCGACAGCAACCGCAAACUCAACUUCACAUCCCUCGAAACAACCAUAAUAGACUACACAAUCUCUCGCUGCCUGAUGCCCGACUCUAGCAUCGCAUAUACCAACCUCUCCUCGCCAUCUCAAGCCGGGGUCUUCGAAGCAGACGCCACAGAAGAUUACCAGUACGAGAUCUACCGGUACAUGCGAGCAGCUCUCUUCUUUGACAACGCUGUUGCCAAGUGGAAUCCAGAACACUCCACGGGUCGAGACUGGGAGCAAUUUCAUCCUCAGACGAAUCUGGUGUGGCUACAUCUGGUUCUGUAUAAACUUCUGGAACAGUUGGAGUGGCCUUCGAGUAACAAGAAGAAAGCUCCGCCCAAGAAGAAUAGAAAAGAGCGUGCGGUCUGGAAACGUGCGAGGGAUUUGGAGAAUGUGUUGUCGAAAGUCGAGGAAUUGCUGGAUCCCGGCGCGAUUUGUGGGAAUGGAGUCAGGUCUGCGAAUUUGGAAGAUGUGAUUGGCAAUGGUGUUGAUGAGUCUGCUUUGGUUUCGCAACUUGAGGCUUUGGACAUUGGUAUUGGUAUUGGUAUAGCGGCCGUAGCUGCGUUCUACGGAGCAUGCUUCUUGUACAUAUUCUUCUAACGAGAGCCUGUGAUGUCGUCUUUGACCAUACACGCCUUUUCGUCUUCCUGCAUGGCAUCUAUAUGUCCAUGUCGAUGUCAUCGGUUGCGCGACCAUUCCACGCUCCAUUGGCUUCGGUAGCAGCGCUACUGUUUCCCGCUGGUGUGUCAUCUUUGCUACCGCCCCAGUAAUCAUUCAUUUCUGCAUCUAGCUCUUCCGCCGUCUUCCUUGGUCUGCCUCCCACGAGCGGUCUGCCCUCGCCAUCGACCCGCGGCUUCCGCUCUCGUGGCUCGCGCGGGCCUCUGCCACCUCUGUCUUCCCUGCGCUCGCCCGGCCUGCGACCUCCUCCGCGCGGGGUGCCUCUGCGUCUGAUGGGCGACCGAGAGCCACGUCCAGGGACGUAACGGUCGACAUCUGGGGCGGCUAGCCUAUCGCUCUUGCGAGGACUGUCGCUUCGCUGCCUGGGUCUUCUACCACCAUCUCUGCUGUCAUCCCUGCUUGAUGUGAUUCUAUCAAAAAUGCUGCGUGGUUGGCGCUCAAUUCGAUCCGCAAUACCGCGCGGUGGCGCGUCUCGUGAUGGACCGCUCGGCAUGAGCGAAAUGCGGAUAGGUUGGCCAUUGGCGUUCUGUCCGUCAAACUUGUGGAGAGCAUCGCGCGCGUCUCGCUCGUCCUC
Pseudocercospora fijiensis CIRAD86 is the source of this 3058-nucleotide messenger RNA. RefSeq lists its product as uncharacterized. Gene Ontology annotation, biological process: mitotic cell cycle; protein phosphorylation; intracellular signal transduction. Gene Ontology annotation, molecular function: histone H3T3 kinase activity; ATP binding. The transcript has 11 exons. NCBI's taxonomy places the organism in Eukaryota, Fungi, Ascomycota, Dothideomycetes, Mycosphaerellales, Mycosphaerellaceae. Bases 1 to 2406 code for a protein of 801 amino acids. Gene Ontology annotation, cellular component: nucleus; cytoplasm. The record is from RefSeq and is a predicted model, not a curated record.